GGGCCAUAAAAGCUGCGGCCGCGCGGGAACGCCAGCUCGCCCACCGCCCGCCGGAGCAGCGGCCGCGCCAUGCACGUGAACGGCAAAGUGGCGCUGGUGACCGGCGCGGCGCAGGGCAUAGGCAGAGCCUUUGCAGAGGCGCUGCUGCACAAGGGCGCCAAGGUAGCGCUUGUGGAUUGGAAUCUGGAAGCAGGUGUAAAGUGUAAAGCCGCCCUGGAUGAGCAGUUUGAACCUCACAAGACUCUCUUCAUCCAGUGUGAUGUGGCUGACCAGACACAACUAAGAGAUACUUUUAGAAAAGUUGUAGACCACUUUGGAAGAUUGGACAUUUUGGUCAAUAAUGCUGGAGUGAAUAAUGAAAAACACUGGGAGAAAACUCUGCAAAUUAAUUUGGUUUCUGUUAUCAGUGGAACCUACCUUGGUUUGGAUUACAUGAGUAAGCAAAAUGGAGGCGAAGGUGGCAUCAUUAUCAACAUGUCCUCUUUAGCAGGACUCAUGCCUGUUGCACAACAGCCUGUUUAUUGUGCUUCAAAACAUGGCAUAAUUGGAUUCACACGCUCAGCAGCGAUGGCUGCUAAUCUUAUGAACAGUGGUGUGAGACUGAAUGCUAUUUGCCCAGGCUUUGUUAACACACCUAUCCUUGAAUCCAUUGAAAAAGAAGAAAACAUGGGACAAUAUAUAGAAUAUAAGGAUCAUAUCAAAGAUAUGAUGAAAUACUAUGGAAUUUUGGACCCAUCAAUGAUUGCCAAUGGAUUAAUAACACUCAUUGAAGAUGAUGCUUUAAAUGGAGCUAUUAUGAAGAUCACAACUUCUAAGGGAAUUCAUUUUCAAGACUAUGAUACGAUUCCACUUCAUGCAAAAACUCAAUGAACAUCUUACAUAUCAGCCACAACUGAAAACAAGCACAAACGACGUAACAUUCAGACCGUAUCUUUAUUUAAAGAUAGCUUUUUAAAUGAAAUGUUAUAGUUUGAAGCUUUCCUUCAUGAAUUUGAUGUUAAUUUUUUUCUAAAUGAUUAGUUAAGUAUAUGGAUAAAAUAUUAUAAACUAUCAAAAAUAUGAUGCAGAUUAUCUUUAUAGUCUAAGUGAUGAUUAAAACAAAAGAUAUUCAAGGGAUAUUCUGCCUUUCAGAAAAUGUAUUUAAAUCUGUCGCUCAUAAAUAUUAAUGUUUGUCGGAACAUUAUUUUAAAAGAGAUACUUAAAUUGUUAUUUAAAUCAAACCAGAUGCAAAAAGCUCACUUUGUUUUUAUGUUCCCACUUUAGAGAGGGAAGCUACUUAAUAAUGGCAAAUGUUUAAUAAUUUUUGCUUAUAUAUACCAUCUUUCAUCUGAACAUUUCAGCUUUUUAAAAAUGUGGCAUAUAUUUAGGAUCCAGUAAUUAAGGAAUAAAUCACAGUGUGAAUAUAUCGCAAAUGAAGAAUCUGAUGUAUUGAAAAAUGACAGAAAGUGACUGAGACUGAUGAAUCACGGGUUAGCCUCCCAUCUGGGAAAAACAUUUUUUUCCUCUUUGCUUACUUUAAGAAUUUUAAUUGACUCCAAAAAUCUCAGGGAUGAAACUUUUAACAAUUAUAGCAAAAAAGGAUAGUUAGUGCUCCUGAAAUUUUAUAUUUAAAACACACUCAUUAGGGGAAAAAAUGCAAAUAUAAUGGGAUUUUUUAGAUUACUUCUUUGAUUUGUACCAAUUUCAAAAGUACCAAAAGUCUUUUAUUCUAAUCUCCAUAAGUUACUUAGUCUUCUACGUAUAGCUAUUAAGGAGAAGAAAGCAAUCUUGCCACAUAUACAAUUUGUCAUAUACAAAGAAAAAAGGUUUAUGUACAUGUGUGGAAAUUCAUAGCAACACAGAGGUAAAAAUAGCUGUAAUGGUUUGCCUUUUUUGCUGUCGGAU
Molecule: messenger RNA, 1884 nt
Organism: Galeopterus variegatus (Sunda flying lemur)
Lineage: Eukaryota; Metazoa; Chordata; Mammalia; Dermoptera; Cynocephalidae
Gene: HPGD
Product: hydroxyprostaglandin dehydrogenase 15-(NAD)
Exons: 7
Coding region: 70-870 (266 amino acids)
Cellular component (GO): cytoplasm
Molecular function (GO): oxidoreductase activity, acting on the CH-OH group of donors, NAD or NADP as acceptor
Source: RefSeq, a predicted model, not a curated record